Adineta ricciae is the source of this 6123-nucleotide messenger RNA. The record is from the annotation of a GenBank genome assembly. Lineage: Eukaryota; Metazoa; Rotifera; Eurotatoria; Adinetida; Adinetidae.
AUGUCAUACAACACCUUUGUUACAAGUAAUAUCUCAUCUCAUGCUGUAUGUUCAAGCGUUUUUGUCAGUCGAGAAUGGAUUGAAGCAAUGUAUAUAGAAGAUGCAAGUCGAUAUGCAGCGAUGGAUUUUCGAACAACAGCCAAAUCUCAAUUCGAUCUAUUAGCCGCUUUAUGUACAGCUUCGAAAGAUGCUGUUUCUCAAGCACUACAGAAUAUGGACAAUCAAGAAUUAGUCACUGUUCAACUUCUUGCAGCGAAAGACGUUCAAUCUGAAGUGAGAGCAAAUGUUGAUUUCAUUUUGACGAUGGCACUAUCUCAAGUCACUUCAAUUUUAAAUUUUUUGCAAGUUUUAUAUCGAUCAAAUACUUUGGUUUCUGCUCUGAAUACAAAUUCACUAAUUAUUUUCCAUGAUAUGUCAGCUUUGGGUAGUCCCUCUCGAAUAUUGAUGGGUUCUUUAUAUUAUUCGAACAUCACAUUCGAUUUUAACGAUACUGCGUUCGAAUUAUCUUGUAGUUACAAAAAUCCAAGUGUUCCAGCUGGUAUUUUUGCAAUGCCAGAUCCCAUAGAGGAAGGUAGCCGUGCAUUCUGGUUUAAUGUUCCUCUAUACCGUGAGUUAUUUGUGUUCGCAAUGAUUGAUGGAUUUUUUGGAGGAUGUACACCACUUGAUGCCCUUCUUGCAAGUACACUUGAUUGUUUAUACAAUUUGGAAUGUCUCAACAUUUUGCCUGCAUACUUUCCACGCCUUAAUCAGACAAAUCACUUGUGGAACAACAAACUUCCACCUACACAACGACGAAAUGUUUCUGUGAAAAAUUUAAUCGAGAGUUUUUUCAUCGAAAAUCAAUCGUCAGAAGUUAAUUAUAAGAAUUAUUUUGAUCGAUGUGAUCCUUCGUUCUGCACAUAUACGACAACAGAUCAAGUUAACUUUUCUUAUAUAAUCACUCUUCUAAUUAGUCUUUAUGGUGGUUUAACUGCUAUACUUCGAUUCAUCGCACCUUUUCUAACAUAUUUAGUACUGACAAUCAAAGGUCGUUCUUCAAAGAUUACUAUGAAUCAUAAACGAUGGUUACUAUAUAUUCGCCAAUUAGGUCAAUGGAUAAAACAAUUGAAUCUGUUCAAAUCAGCUAGUAAUCGAACAAGAAAUGACAUAAAACAACAACGUAUAACUACGCGCCUCUUCUUGAUUCUGUUCAUAAAUUUUAUUCUCAUAUUUCUUUUGUACUAUUCAUUCAAGACUCAAACUAUUACAAUGAUUGAGCAUAAUCCAUUAUUAAACACAUACAAGAAUUUACAAACAAUACAUUCGAGUACACUGAGAUGUCCUUGUUCAAAGAUGGCAAUGCCAUAUAAAACAUUCACUUCAUUAUCACCUACAUUUCAUCAGAUUUGUUCAAGUGAUUUAGUUGAUGAGUUAUGGAUCUCAUUGCUUACAACUGCAGGGACUAAUCAUCCUUGGAACACAUGGAUAAUUGAAGCGGGUCGCUAUUUUCAAAUGUUAUCAUCUCUCUGUGAAUUAAUCAAAAAAACAGUUGAUGAAAAUGUUCAUCGAUUUUUGGCACAAACUCUUGUCACUUCACAUGUACUUCUCGUAUCUGAUUUCAAUGCUCAAUUAAAUACUACUAUUACACAGUUUACACAAUCAAUAAGCGCGAGUUUUAGUCUUUUAACUGAUGCGAUGCGUACUUUUAUGCAAAUAGAUCAACCUUUGACAGCAUUCACAACAGAAGAUUUCAAACAACUAGCCCUAUGGACUUUUGUAAACCCUAAUACUAGUGCAAACGCAAUGCAAAUCAAAUUCCAGUUGAAUACAUUAACUACCAAUGAUUUGACAUCUGUCACCUGUGUUUGUGCUACCGAUACGCAAUGUAAAAGUCCAUUAGCCAUCAAAAUUAUUAAGACAUACAAUAUCUUUGAUCAAUCAUCUAGCAAUUCUGUGCACGAUAUUAAUGGAUAUAUGCCCCCAGGUAUGUUUCAAAGUUGCUUUACUAUUGAAUCACUUCUUCCAUCAACGCUCGAAUGCUUCUUUUCGGCCUCCGAUUGUUUACCAAUCAUAUUAUACAAUUUAAACCAAAUGGAUUCAUCCACAGAAAUACCAUGGGUCAAUGUUCAUCCACUACUUUACCGUGAAGGAUCAACUCAGUUCCCUUCAAAUAUUUCGCUGUCAUUGAUAUUGAAAGAAAUGAUGAUUGAACAAUGGAAUCCAUCAUUUUCAUUUAAUAAAUAUUACAACUCAUGUUCACCAAGUUAUUGUACUUAUUCUGAUACAAGAGAUGGACAAAGUUUCAUUGAAAUUGUUAUAACAUUGGUCUCUAUGAUUGGUGGUUUAAGUGCUGUACUACGUCUUGUUACACCUCAACUUGUCAAGUUAACCUUUCGUCUAAUACAAUCAAAAAUACAAAAUCAACAACAAAUUGAUGAAAAUAUUCAUCGAUUUUUGGCACAAACUCUUGUCACUUCACAUGUACUUCUCGUAUCUGAUUUCAAUGCUCAAUUAAAUACUACUAUUACACAGUUUACACAAUCAAUAAGCGCGAGUUUUAGUCUUUUAACUGAUGCGAUGCGUACUUUUAUGCAAAUAGAUCAACCUUUGACAACAUUCACAACAGAAGAUUUCAAACAACUAGCCCUAUGGACUUAUGUAAACCCUAAUACUAGUGCAAACGCAACACAAAUCAAAUUCCAGUUGAAUACAUUAACUACGAAUGAUUUGACAUCUGUCACCUGUGUUUGUGCUACCGAUACACAAUGUAAGAGUCCAUUAGCCAUCAAAGUUAUCAAGACAUACAAUAUCUUAGAUCAAUCAUUUAACAAUUCUGUGCACGAUAUUAAUGGAUAUAUGCCUCCAGGUAUGUUUCAAGGUUGCUUUACUAUUGAAUCACUUCUUCCAUCAACACUCGAAUGCUUCUUUUCGACCUCCGAUUGUUUACCAACCCUAUUAUACAAUUUAAACCAAAUGGAUUCAUUCGUAGAAAUACCAUGGGUCAAUGUUCAUCCACUACUUUACCGUGAAGCAUCAACUCUGUUCCCUCCAAAUACUUCGCUGUCAUUGAUAUUGAAAGAAAUGAUGAUUGAACAAUGGAAUCCAUCACUUUCGUUUAAUAAAUAUUACAAAUCAUGUUCACCAAGUUAUUGUACUUAUUCUGAUACAAGAGAUGGAAAAAGUUUCAUUGAAAUUGUUAUAACAUUGGUUUCUAUGAUUGGUGGUUUAAGUGCUGUACUACGUCUUGUUACACCUCAACUUGUCAAGUUAACCUUUCGUCUAAUACGAUCAAAAAUACAAAAUCAACAACAAGAACGUCAAAAAUUGUUUGAUCGAUUGAAAACCAAAGUGAAAGAACUGAUCAGAUUAAUACACAAUGAACUGAUAAAUCUCAAUUUAUUUCCACCAUGGACCUUUGGAAGUAAUGUCGAUCGUGCGACAUCAAAACAUUUUGGUCAAUUAUCCACUCGUCUUUACAUUGUUCUUCUCAUCGGCACUUUUGUCAUUCUCGCUCUCUACACAGUUGUUCGACCUCAACCAUUGAAAAAAACAUUUCUUAGCCCAUCUUUACAUAUCUACAAUAGUCUUAUCCAAGAGCAUGGAAAUGAGCUUCAAUGUCCUUGUUCAAGAAUUUCAUCACAAUACACAAAUCAUGUGACAAUCAAAUCAAUAUUUCAUCAGGUUUGUUCAAGUCAUUUUGUUUCGAGUGAAUGGCGAACAGAUCUUACAAAAGGCCUCGUUUCUAAUUUAUCUAUUUAUGAUCAAAGAGACUAUCGUCGUUUUCUCUCAGCUCAUUUACAAUUUCUCACUCAAUUGUGUGAACUUUCCAAUCAAUCAGUCGAAUAUUCUGUUCAACAAAGUCUUUCUUCACUUCUAAUCACCAACCAACUUCUAUCAGAAACAUUGUUCGUUUCACGUAUUGAAUCGAUGAUUGUUAAGACUAAAUCAAAUGCUCCUUCUACACUUGCUCGUCUUCUCUUUCUCUUGCGAUCAACAAAUCGUGGAAACGCAUUUGUUUCGACGUAUGGAACAAACUUUCACUAUAUUAUACCUCCAUAUACUGAAUUCGACUUUAAGAAAGUCGCUUGUUACACCGAAGCAAUGUUGUAUGAUAAUAAUUGUUCAUGUGGAUUGAAUACAACGUGUACUGUACAAGCCACUUUUACUAAAACAAACUUAUCCAAUACUGUACCAAUCAAUGGAUUAAAGAUGGGUUGUACACCAACUGAAUCAUUCUUAGCAUCAACUCUCGAAUGUUUCUACAAUUCAUCAUGUAUUGAUCUGAUGUUUGAAAUGACAAAUUUUAAAAACACUACGAGAAAUAUUUCUUAUACUUUAAACACAACUAUCAAUCGUUUUCCAGUAAAUAUCACAGUUGCUGAUCUUGUCAAUGAACUAUUUGUUGAAAAAUGGUCAACACUCAUGAAUUAUUCAUCAUAUUUUGAUUCAUGUUCACCUCUAUUCUGUUCAUAUACUUAUACACAAAAACUUGAUUCAUUUUAUACGAUAACUUACUUUCUUGGUCUUUAUAGUGGUCUUUCACUUAUUCUCAAGUGGAUAUGUCCACAAAUCAUUUAUUUGAUGAUUAAAAUGUAUGAAUAUCGAAAGAAACGAAGACAUGUAGUUGAACCCAUAUCUAAUACUGAGAUAGCAACUAAUACUCAGCAAACCAGCACGACAAAGCAUCCGACAUCAUUAUGUUAUUGUGGGCUGGGUGUUAUACUGUUCUUACUAGUUGCAAUACUCCUUGUUGUUUCAAUUGUUUAUUAUAUUCAACAAAAUAACAAACAAUUUCGAACAAUAAAUGAUGUUUCUAAUAUAACUGUUAAUAUGAUCGAUGAACCUGUCAAUGUAACAAAUGCUGUUGUGACACCAGUAGAUAAUUCAUCAUUGGUAAUCUCAACUUAUGUCUCAGAUUUAACUACAUGUAGUUCAACAUACUGUCGUGAAGGCUUUUGUUCUGAAUCGCUCUAUUACUAUCAAGCUUUACUGAUCAAUGUAUCACUAAGUGGAUUUUAUAGUAUUUUAUCGGGCAGUGAUAUCGUCGCAUAUGGAUAUUUGUACAAUGGCACUUUCGAUCCUUGGAUUCCUUCUGACAACAAAAUCCUUGAGAAUUACGGUGGUCCUGCGCUUGGAGAGUUUGGAUUGAAAUAUUUUUUACAGCGUUUAGAAACAUAUAUCGUGGUUGUGACAACACUUUAUACUUAUUCGACAGGACACUUUUGGCUAUUUGGAUAUGGUCCAGCAACAAUCAAUUAUAAUCAACUAAAUCUGACAGAUGAUGUUUCUAAUAUAACUGUUAAUAUGAUCGAUGAACCUGUCAAUGUAACAAAUGCUGUUGUGACACCAGAUAAUUCAUCAUUGGUAAUCUCAACUUAUGUCUCAGCUUUAACUACAUGUAGUUCAACAUACUGUCGUGAAGGCUUUUGUUCUGAAUCGCUCUAUUACUAUCAAGCUUUACGGAUCAAUGUAUCACUAAGUGGAUUUUAUAGUAUUUUAUCGGGUAGUGAUAUCGGCGCAUAUGGAUAUUUGUACAAUGGCACUUUCGAUCCUUUGAUUCCUUCUGACAACAAAAUCCUCGAGAAUUGCGGUGGUCCUGCGCUUGGAGAGUUUGGAUUGAAAUAUUUUUUACAGCGCUUAGAAACAUAUAUCGUGGUUGUGACAACACUUUAUACUGAUUCGACAGGACAUUUUUGGCUAUUUGGAUAUGGUCCAGCAACAAUCAAUUAUAAUCAACUAAAUCUGACAGGUCCUUCGAAAAUACGAUCCAGCUAUUCAUCAGCUUUGACAUAUUUUAGUUCAACAUAUUGUCAUAGAGGUGUUUGUUUGGGCUCACUUUACUAUUAUCAAGCUGUUAAAAUCAACAUUUCAAUAAGUGGAUAUCAUACUAUUGUAUCGAACAGUAGUAUGGAUACUUAUGGAUAUUUGUAUAAUAGUACUUUUGAUCCGUUGAUUCCUUCUCAAAAUUUAAUCGUUCAGAACGACGACGAUGCUGGAAAUCAUCAGUUUAAGUUAAGAUAUCUUUUUCAAUCUGCAGAAACAUAUAUCUUGGUUGUAACAACAUACUACAUCAAUACUACGGGAUCAUUUACACUUACUGCAACUGGUGAAGGAUCGGUUAUUUUUAAUGGUAAUCAAGAAUAA